Ahaetulla prasina is the source of this 8238-nucleotide messenger RNA. It is a transcript of the gene FBXW9, whose product is annotated as F-box and WD repeat domain containing 9. The record is from RefSeq and is a predicted model, not a curated record. The coding region runs from base 425 to 1822 and encodes 465 amino acids. Gene Ontology annotation, molecular function: protein binding. Gene Ontology annotation, cellular component: preribosome, large subunit precursor. The transcript has 11 exons. NCBI's taxonomy places the organism in Eukaryota, Metazoa, Chordata, Lepidosauria, Squamata, Colubridae.
UUGCUCCUUGGAGACGAGACGCGCGAAGGCGGGCCCGAUCUGUCAAGACGAAGUUUUCUUAAAUCGAUGGUGUCGGUUCUCCCCUUCCGACGGAGGGGCAGGUUGCCGUGAGGAUUAGGAUCCUGGCUCACUGCUGGGGCCGGGAAACAAGACUCGACGUUGGGAUUAAUCUUAGCUGUGUGGAGCUCCGCGUCUGCAGAACGGAGCUCUUCCAACGGCGCUAAGGCGGGCGUGACCGCUCUUCGUAUGCCAUGUCUGCCUGAACGGAGGAGUUGUCUUCGGCAACAAGACCUGGAUUUUUCACUUGCUGCACAUGAUAAUCGUGCGUGGAGGAAGGAAGCGAGAGGAGGAAAAGGGCAGAAGAGCGGCCCUUUUUAGAAUCGGCUCUGGGCUGCGUGCGCGUGAAAGAGCAAGAUAAGGAGCAAUGGAAACAGUCCCAGGUUCUUCUGUUGAACAGCAAGGCUCUGACAAUGACUCUGACACAGAGAGCAAAACAGAUCCAGAUACCCAGGCCCUGGAGUAUGUGGAGCGUGUUCUUGGAACUUCAAAUCAGUCCAGGCAAGCAACCCUGUGUCUGCCUCCAGAGUGUCUUUCAGUAGGUGGUAGAGUCCGAACAUCAGACCUCAAGUCACCUCUAGAACUGAAAAAAUCUUCUGUUGUUGAAGAAACUGCUACAGGGCUAUUAUCUCUUCCUCUAGAGUUGAUUUUAGAAAUUUGUUCCUACCUUCAAGCCAGAUUUGUUUUGCAUGUCCUUCCUUUAGUCUGCAAGACACUGAGGGACAUUGUGCAAGAUGAAGUCACUUGGAGAAUUCGACUUUUAAAAAGAAUUGGCAAUUGCUAUCCAGUUGUAGAAGGUAAUGAUUUUAACUGGCCCUCAGCUUGCAUUGAACUAGAGGAACACCUCCAACAAUGGGCAGAGAGUGGCAAAAACACAGAGUAUUUUUCCCUUACCGAAGGGCACUUUGCUUCUGUUGAUUCUGUAUUGCUCCUUCAGGGUGGGGAUCUGUGUAUUUCUGGCUCUCGAGACCGAAAUGUCAACUUGUGGGAUCUAAGGCAGCUGGGCAAAGCACCAGAAAAAGUUCUAGUGAAAGUGUUGGGGACAGAGCGCAAAGGAACACACAAGGGUUGGGUUUGGUCUCUGGCUUCACGUGAUAACUGUGUAUGUUCAGGCUCCUGGGACAGCAAAGUGAAGUUAUGGGAUAUAGCUGCUGAUGGAAAACAGUUUGGAGAAAUCAGUGAGAAAGCAGCCGUAUUGUGCCUUUCUUAUUUGCCUGACAUUCUGGUCACAGGAACAUAUGACAAGAAAGUGUCAGUCUAUGAUCCACGAGCUGCUUAUGCCCCAGUGAUGAGCCGCAGGCUUCACUCCAAUGCAGUCCUAUCCCUUGCAGCUGACGAACACUUCAUUAUCUCUGGCAGUGAGGAUCGAACGCUGGUAUGUUUUGACAGGCGGACCAAUAGUGUGCUUCAAAGGCUUCAGCUGGAUACAUACCUAUUUUCCAUGUCAUACCAGGGUUCUCAACUAUGGGCUGGAGACAAUUACGGAAUGCUGUAUGUCUUUGAGAACAAUGGAGGGCAUUUCCAGCACAUUCGGUAUUUUGAUGUAGGUCAUCGCUCUCAGAUCACUGGAGUCCAAUACUCAUUGGGUGCACUGUAUACAACUUCCACUGACAAGACGCUCCGUAUCCAUGUUCCUACAGAUCCACCAAAGGUCAUCUGCUCACAGACCCACAGCCAUGUGCUAAAUGGGAUCUGUGCAGAAGGAAAUAUGGCAGUAGCUGCCUCAGGUGGUUUGUCCUUGGAGGUUUGGAAACUCAGUAUUUGAUGACAAGCCACAUAGUGAGCCAUGCUCUCAAGUUCAGGGUCAUCAAGUACAGUGUAUUGGAUUAUUUUCUCAUAGGUUCCAGACUCCUGGUGUCUGCUGCAUUGUUGUUGUUGUUGUUGUUGUUGUUGUUUUUAAUGUGUUCUUUGGGGCUGAAUAAUCAAAUGUUGAAACCUCAGCCUUGCUUGUCCCAGUAGGGGUAACACAGAGGCUUGUAUGGAGGCUAUCUGAUUCACACUUGAACCUUAACCUUAACCUAACUCUUUCUUGCUGGCUGUCUCUCUCAUUUCACCUUGUGUGGCUGAAACACAUACUUGUGUGAACUCUUUCCAUCCUCUGGCCCCUUUGAGUCUGCCCCACUCAACAUAUAGGAGCAGUAUAUUCUCUAUGGCUUGAUGGCCAAGAACUUAUUGGCUUACCAGGUAAAUAAGCACAGGUCUAAGCAUGAAAGGGUGAAUUAUGGGCAGAGGGGAGGGUGAUGAUUAGAGAGACUACCCAGCUAACCUGGCCUGGUGAAUGUUUACAUUUAAUUAAAAUAUUCCGCCAUAAUGGCAGAUCAAGAGUUAUAUUGCCUUUUUCCUCCCUUGUGGUAAGCAAAGCAUGUCUUAAAGCAUGAUUUUUAAGAGAUUUGGUUUAGAAUUAAGAAAUGGAACCCACUAAAUAAGAUUAAAUAGCAAAUUUUGACUGUACAACCAUUUUCUCAAUUUUGUCGUUAUUAAAUUAUAACAAAAACAAGUUUUGAACAAGAUGAAUUAUUUCUUCAAUGACAUAUGGCAAGGUUCAUGUCUUGUGCUCAGCCACACGGUUUGGUUGGUUUUGUUUUAAUAUUAUGUAUGAACCAUAUCACAGAUUUUAUAAAGCGUGAUUUGUAGUCUAGCAUUAUGAAUUAGCCGUGAGGCCUAUUCAGUAUAUCAUGAUUAAAGUAAACCAUGGGUUAAAAUAAUGUGAAAAUGUAGGAUAUAGACUGGAGUGCAACACAAAAUGCCAAUUGUAUUAUCAAUUUUUUUUAUUAAUUUGUCAGUCCUUUGUCAUUUUAUAAGCUAGAAUCUUAGGACUGAUUAAAUUUGAAUGCAUUUGGAUAUGUGCACAUAAACUUGCUUUUGAAUUAUCCAGCAAAAGCAAAUCGAUAAGCUAAAAUCCUUCCAUCUUCUUCCUGUUAUCUCUGAGAAUUAGAAAUGUUACUAACUCUGAGCAGGACAGUGCCAUUCUUUUCCUUCUAUUUAUUUUAUUUAUUUAUUGUAAUUUGUCAAACAGAAACAAAAACAGGAAUAAAAUAAAAAUAUAGUGACAGGGACGAUAGGCACAUUAGUGCACUUAUGCACGCCCCUUCUACGGACCCCUUAAGUAUGAAGUAAGGUCCACGGAGGUCAAUUUGUGACUACAACUGUGAAAAUUUGUAGCUGAGAUAUAAAUGCCAAAAUCACGUCUGAUUUACUUUGACCAUGUCAUGCAUGCAAAUUCACUGGAGAAGGCAAUGAGGCUAGGAAUGGUGGAACAAGAAGAAGGGCAAGCAAAGAACAUGCUGACUUGAUAACAUUAAAUCUGAUACAAAGUUGAAUAUCCAACAAUUGAAAGAAGCUGUGCUUGACAGGAUAGCAUGGAGAGCACUUGCUUAUAAAGUUGCCAAGUGUCAGAUACAACUAAAUGGUUAAAACAACAACAAUGAAUGACAAAAAGGGCAAGAAACAUUUGGAACUAUAGGACUUUUGCUAAAAGAUUUUGGGGGAAUUAAAUUAAUAAAUAAUUACUUCAUGGGGAUACUAUAUUAUUUAGUCUAUCCAAAUAACACAGAUAUAAGUCUUUUUGAUUUCAGAAAAUACACACUAGAAGGCAGGAAAAUAAAAAAGGCUGCUUCUAGUUUUUAAAUUGGAGAGUAAGUACUGGAUUGGAACAGCGGUAAAAUCCACUUACCUUCACUUACCCGUUCAGGAAUGGGAGCGCGCAGGAGCUAUGCGUGUAUGCGCCUCUUCUGCGCAUGCGCAGAUGUUAAAAAAAUGGGAUGUAAUGACAUCCCAGUGGGUGGGCAGAGCCUCCCGCUGCCAGUGCUACCAGUUCAGCGAACCAGAUAGAACUGGGGGGAUUUCACCGCUGGAUUGGAGAAAAUGAUAGAUAAUGCUGUUAAGUGUGAAUCUUUUCAAGAUACUUGAAGAAUGGAGCCUUUUGUAGCUGCAAUGUCAGAAAUGUUUGCUUAUGUGGAUGUAUAAUUUAGAAAAGGAAAGAUGUAAAGAAAAUGCUUUGAAAGACCUACAUGAUGAAGACCUGAAAAAGCGCAGGCAGAUUUACUAGAAAACAAAGAAAUACAAGACAGAGACUGCAGUUAAUAUGGAAAUACAAAUGGCAAGCCAAGAUAAUUUUCUGGAUAACAGCUUCUUGAUGAAUUAACAAAGGCGGCUUGUUAAAGUUUUGAAGCAAGUUUAGAGAUGGAAAAAAGAAAAAAGAAAGGAAGAUCAAACUCUAAAACAGCAUUUGAAUGAAUCAAAAUCUAUCAUUGUUAGAAUUUAAAACCAAUUUAUUUUACUAGGGUUAAAUCAAAAUAAUUUGGUAAAUUUCUGUAGCCCUUUAUGGACUUUUUGAUGACAACUGGUCUGAAAAAUUUAUGAUUUAUCGAUUUGCAAAUGGAUAAGUGAUGAGCUGUGGGAAGAGAUAUAUGCAUGCAAUGCAGGGGUGAAAACCAGCAGGUUCUGACAGGUUCUGGAGAACCUAUAGCAGAAAUUUUGAGCAGUUCGGAGAACUGGCAAAUGCCACUUCUGGCUGGCUCCAGAGUGAGGAGAGAAUGGGGAUUUUGCAGUAUACUUCCCCUACCAAGCCCACCCACCAAGCCCACAGAACCGGUAGUUCUGGAAAAAAUGGAUUUCACCACUGAUGCAAGGGGGAAGAAAUAUUAAGCUUGUAUUUGUAAUAAAGAUUAGAGUCAUUUCUUUAACUUUUUUUAAUUUUUCUCUUUUAUUUCUUCUUUAUAUUCUUUCUAACUAAAAUUGAGUAAUCCAAUUUUAGUUCAAUUUAUGGAAACAAAGUCAGCUAUUCAAGUAAAUAGUUCCAGCAUUUUAUGCCUUUCCAAAACAACGCCUACCCAGUUUAAAAAUCCAAUUUUCUAUAUUUUAAAAGAUAUUUAGCUUUUCUCUCCUUGGUUCCUUUCUUUCAGGUCUAGGAUUUUUCUCUUUAUGGUUGUUCGCUGCUUUAAGAAAUAGUUCUAAGAUUCUCUUUUCCUGGAUUUUCCUUUCUUUUUUUUUCUUUUAAAGUUAAGGUCUAAAUAAAAAAGGAAUCUUCUCAUCCAGCUCUCAUCCAGUCACUGUUCAUUUACACUGCUCCUGCACAUUCCUUUGUUGUCUCAGCUGUCCCAGCUUCAUGGCUGCCUCUUCUCGUUGUGGAUGAGAGGGAAGAAGCCCUGGGUCAAGCAGGAGAGUUGCUGCUCUCUGCGACCUGCAGGGCACCUCACUUUUCUUCACCACCCCUACAGGGUGGCUUUAUCUCCUUUCAGAGCCCUCCAACAGGGAAAACUGAGCUCCCAUCUUGCCACAACGUCAGCCAGAAGUCGAUUCUAAUAAUUUCUUGAAAGGGACCUGGCUGAAAAUAUAUUGAAUGUUUAAUAUGUUUGAGACAAAAUAACCUUUGCUAAUUUCAUUUGCCAUCUAAAAUUUCAGCCCCGAUAGAAGUGAAUAAAAAAAUUCCUGUUCCACCCCCAUCACUUCCUAGAUUUAAGUUUUUAUCAUUGUUUACAGUUCCAUGUUUUAGUCAAAUUUAAUCCAGGCUUUAAACAUGCUGUGGUUUAGAAAUCAGAUGAGGUUACAUUCAUGCACUAAAUUUUAUGUUCCUGAUUCCUAAUGCAGUUCACACUAAUUAUUCCCCUGAAUAUAGUGGAAACUCAGUUAUGGUAAUAAAUGAUUUCUUACCUGGCAAAUUUUUGCAAUCUUCAUCUUGUGUAUUGCUUUACAUCAUGAAAAAUGUUUUCUAUUAAGUGCAGAAAGCAUAAUAUAAAACUCAGAAAGAUAUGCUCAAACUGGGAAAGAAAGUUUUCCAUAAGGAAGCUUUUUAAAAAAAAAUCUAAAAGGAAAAUAAUGCUAAAAGGACUUAAUGCUACUAAGGAGUGCAUCAUAUUUGGCUUAAUCCAGACAAUAUUGUGGCAAGUAAGUAGCUAAUUUAGAGAACUGUAAUGAGAAUAAGAGAAGUAUACUCUUUGACAAAAUGACAAAAUUAGUAGACCAGAGGAAUGCUGUCGAUAUAAUUUACUUGGACUUCAGUAAAGCAUUUGAUAAAGUAGACCAUAACCUACUACUAGAUAAAGUAGAAAAAUGUAGGUUAGACAGCACCACCACCAGAUGGAUUCGUAACUGGCUGACCAACCGCACUCAACGUGUAGUCCUCAAAGGAACUACAUCCACAUGGAGGGAAGUAUGCAGUGGAGUACCCCAAGGCUCUGUUUUAGGCCCAGUACUCUUCAACAUCUUCAUCAAUGACUUGGACGAGGGGAUAGAUGGGGAACUCAUCAAAUUUGCAGAUGACACCAAGCUGGCAGGAAUAGCCAACACUCCAGAAGAUAGGCUCAAGUUACAGAAAGAUCUUGACAGACUUGAACAUUGGGCGCUAUCUAACAAAAUGAAAUUCAACAGUGAAAAAAGUAAGUUUCUACAUUUAGGCCAAAAAUACAAAAUGCACCAGUACCGUAUAUGUGGUACCUUGCUCAAUAGUAGUACCUGUGAGAGGGAUCUUGGAGUCCUAGUGGAUAACCAUUUAGAUAUGAGCCAGCAGUGUGCAGCAGCUGCUAAAAAAGCCAACACAGUUCUGGGCUGCAUAAACAGAGGAUAGAAUCAAGAUCACGUGAAGUGUUAGUGCCACUUUAUAAUGCCUUGGUAAGGCCACACUUGGAAUAUUGCAUCCAGUUUUGGUCACCACGAUGUAAAAAAGAUGUUGAGACUCUAGAAAGAGUGCAGAGAAGAGCAACAAAGAUGAUUAGGGGACUGGAGGAUAAAACAUAUGAAGAACGGUUGCAGGAACUGGGUAUGUCUAGUUUAACAAAAAGAAGGACUAGGGGAGGCAUGAUAGCUGUGUUCCAAUAUCUUAGGGGCUGCCACAAAGAAGAGGGAGUCAGGCUGUUCACCAAAGCACCUGAGGGUAGAACAAGAAGCAAUGGGUGGAAACUGGUCAAAGAAAGAAGCAACUUAGAACUAAGGAGAAAUUUCCUGACAGUUAGAACAAUUAAUAAGUGGAACGACUUGCCUUCAGAAGUUGUGAAUGCUCCAACACUGGAAAUUUUUAAGAAAAUGUUGGAUAACCAUCUGACUGAGAUGGUGUAGGGUUUCCUGCCUGGGCAGGGGGUUGGACUAGAAGGCCUCCAAGGUCCCUUCCAACUCUGAUGUUAUGUUAUGUUAAGUACAUUACAUUACUCGUAGGAUUGGAGAAAGAAAACUCAUUCUUGGUGGAGAUAUGGGUGCAUGUUGAAAUCUGUCAAGUAAAUCAGAUAUGAAAUAGAUGAGCUAAGUCUACUUUAUUGUAAGGCUACAUUUACAGAAUCUUGCAAGUCUGAAAGUACAAACUUCCUGCUGCUACUUUUAACAUUUUGAUCUAUUUGGGUGGGUCCUUCCUAAGUUUCUUUCUCUGACUGUUAAGCCAUUCUUGUCUACUUAUUUCCUAGGCAGCCUCUUUCCUCUAGGUCAUCAGCACAUUCCAUUAUAAAAUCCACCACUGCUUAGAAUGAAAGAUCUUAAAAAGCUCACAGUCAUCUUUCAUUCUGAGCUUUUAUCACAUAACUCAAAAGUUUGAUUGUCUAGAAGAGUGAGGACUAGAAGUUUAUACUAUAUCUCAAGAACCUUUGGGUAAAAUCUUCGAUGAGCUGCUAGUUCUACUGUGGUGUGUUAGAUGAUACCUACUUCAUAUAAUUGUUCCAAUGAAUAUCUUGUUCUUAUUAAAAUAGGAUAUAUCUGAGAGAAGAAACACAAUCUUGGUAAGCAGCAGAUUAACCAGAAUUUGAGAGAAAAAUAAAGUAACUAAUGAUUCCUAGUGAUGUGGCUUGUUAACCAUACCCCUCUUUCUCUUGCUGUCCCUCUUUCUCAUUAAUAGGUCGGUCUGGAAGAAAAAAAAUGAACGUUUUGUAUGUUUAUCCUUAUUUCUUUGGUGCCGCAAUCUUGUUUUUCCUGGUCAUUCUGCUUUUUUUCAUAAUUUUAUCAAAAAACUAAAAAGAACAAUAAAAGCUUAAAGGAAAAAAGAAAAGAAAUAAAUUUAUACGGGUUUUAAUGGGUUUUAUUAUUUAUAUUGUUCUUUUUAAUUAUUUGGCUGUGUAGAAUAAGUUUUUUAAUUGAUAUUUUAUUCUGUAUUUAUAUGUACCUUUUUAUUUGCCUGUGAACCGCCCUGAGUCCCUAGGGAGAUAGGGCGGUAUACAAAUACGAUAAAUAAAUAAAUAGUGCAAGAAAACAAAAAAAUAAAAA